Panicum hallii is the source of this 1279-nucleotide messenger RNA. RefSeq names its product epoxide hydrolase A-like. Gene Ontology annotation, molecular function: hydrolase activity. The transcript has 2 exons. NCBI's taxonomy places the organism in Eukaryota, Viridiplantae, Streptophyta, Magnoliopsida, Poales, Poaceae. The record is from RefSeq and is a predicted model, not a curated record. The coding region runs from base 22 to 990 and encodes 322 amino acids.
UGAUCCAAAAGGUGAGGUGAGAUGGCGGCAAUGGCGUUGGAUGGUUUCACACACCGGACGUUGGAAGUGAACGGCAUCAAGAUCCACAUCGCCGAGGCCGGGGAUGGCUCGGCCGGCACCGUCCUCUUCCUGCACGGUUUCAUGGAGCUCUGGUGCUCAUGGCACCACCAGCUCACGUCCCUCUCCCGGCGCGGCUACCGUUGCCUGGCCCCGGACCUCCGCGGGUACGGUGGCUCCUCUGCCCCGGCCUCCCCGGCCUCCUACACCGCCUUCCACCUCGUCGGCGACGUCGUCGGCCUCCUCGAUGCCCUCUCCCUCCCGCAGGUGUUCGUGGUGGGCCAAGGCUGGGGCGCCCUGCUAGCGUGGCACCUCUGCACGUUCCGGCCGGAGCGGGUGCGCGCGCUCGUGGCCAUGAGCGUCGCCUUCAUGCCGCGCAACCCCGCCGUGAGGCCGCUCGACGGGUUCCGGCGGAUUUACGGCGACGGCUACUAUCUCGUCCGGAUGCAGGAGCCGGGCCACAUGGAGGCGGAGUUCGCGAGCAUGAACGCCAGAUUCAUCUUCAAGAGGCUCUUGACGACCCGCGACACCGGCGCGACCUCUCUGUCCAAAGAAUGGUGGGGCUCGCCGGAGGAGGAGAUCGCGCUACCGCCGUGGCUUUCCGAGGAGUACAUCGACCACCUCGCCGCCAAGUUCGACGAGACGGGGUUCUCCGGCGCUAUGAACUUCUACCGUUGCCUGGAUCUGAACUGGGAGCUGAUGGCGCCAUGGACGGCGGCCAAGGUGGCGGUGCCGACCAAGUUCGUGGCCGGGGAGACGGCGAUGGCCCACAAAAACAAGGCGGCGCAAGAGUACAUCCUCAACGGCGGGCUCAAGGGCGACGUGCCUGGGCUGGAGGAGGUGGCGGUGGUCGCCGGCGGCGGGCACUACCUCCAUCUGGAGAAGGCGGAGGAGGUCACCGAGCAUAUUUACGACUUCAUCAAAAAGUUCUGAAUGCGCAUGCCAGCGGCCUGUAGGUGAAUAACAGGGGUUCUGAUGUUUCAUUUGGUGUGCUGUGCUGGUGUGUUUUGAUUGGUACAUGAACAUCAAGCCAGGCCAUACUCUAUACAUCUCUUCUCAGCGUAUUGCACUCUGCGAAACCAAAACAAGAGAGAAGAUAUAAGCAUCACUCAGCGUAUUGCAGCCUGCGAUGCCAGCGCCAAUAAAAUUGGAAGCGGAGCUUGAACGUUCACCGAUGCCUGUUGAAUAAAUAAACUAUGAGAAGUACAACUUCGAGUCGCAA